Messenger RNA from Danio aesculapii, 1963 nucleotides. It is a transcript of the gene slc29a1a, whose product is annotated as solute carrier family 29 member 1a. The transcript is spliced from 13 exons. Gene Ontology annotation, biological process: uridine transmembrane transport; nucleoside transmembrane transport. NCBI's taxonomy places the organism in Eukaryota, Metazoa, Chordata, Actinopteri, Cypriniformes, Danionidae. The record is from RefSeq and is a predicted model, not a curated record. Bases 193 to 1515 code for a protein of 440 amino acids. Gene Ontology annotation, molecular function: nucleoside transmembrane transporter activity. Gene Ontology annotation, cellular component: plasma membrane.
AAAGCUGAACUGCUGACAGACAGAGCCAUUCAUUAAAUCAUUCAUUCAGCGAGGAAUUCACAGCACACUGAACAUGAACACUGAAAAGCAGAAAACACUGACAUGCAGACAUGCAGGAGGAGCAGAAAACUCCAGCAAUUUUUGAUGCCAUAUUCUGAAAGUUUUCGGUGACAGAUCUACCAGACGGACACUAUGACGGCCGUGAACGCUCCACGAGACAGGUACAAUGCCGUAUGGAUAAUUUUCUUCAUUCUGGGUCUGGGAACUCUCCUGCCUUGGAAUUUCUUCAUGACUGCUACUUUGUACUUUACCAAGCGUCUGAAGGAAACCAAUGGAGAACUCAAUCAGACAGUUAACGGGACAGAGUUCCGUAGUGUCCUUCAGUCAAAGUUCAACAAUGUGAUGACGCUUUGCGCAAUGGUCCCGCUGCUCAUUUUCACCUGCCUCAACUCCUUCAUCCACCAGAGGAUUCCUCAGAAGUUGAGGAUCUCCGGCAGUCUGUCUGUCAUCUUGGUGGUGUUUCUCAUCACAGCGGUGUUGGUGAAGGUGGAGAUGGAGCCCCUGCCGUUCUUCACGCUCACUAUGAUCAAAAUCAUCUGCAUCAACUCGUUCGGGGCGAUUCUGCAGGGCAGUCUGUUUGGUUUGGCAGGAAUGCUGCCGGCGUCCUACACUACACCCAUCAUGAGCGGACAGGGCCUGGCAGGAGCGUUUGCGGCCUUCUCCAUGAUCUGUGCUCUCGCCUCGGGUUCAGAGUUGGAGGACAGCGCUUUCGGCUACUUCAUCACAGCUUGUGUGGUCAUUCUGCUGGCCAUCGUCUCUUACCUCGCUCUGCCCAGAAUGGAGUUUUUCCAGUAUUACUCUGAGAGCAACAGGUCUCGAUCUAGCACUGAUGAGGAAAACAAAAUGGAUUUAUUGAAACCAGAAGGUCAGGCUGAGAAGAGGCCGGUCCUGAGCCUUACUGAAGAAGAAUCCAAACCCACUGUCUCCGUGUUCGCCAUCUUUAAACAGAUCUGGGUUAUGGCUCUGUCCGUUUGCUUUGUGUUCAUCAUCACCAUUGGCAUUUUCCCAGCAGUCACUGUUGAGGUCAAGUCUACCAUUCCUGACAGCGGUGCAUGGGUGAAGUACUUCAUCCCGGUGUCCUGCUUCCUGCUGUUUAAUGUGAUGGACUGGGUGGGCAGGAGUCUGACUGCUGUCUGUAUGUGGCCUGGUAAAGACAGUAUCUGGCUGCCCAUCCUGGUGAUUGCUCGCGUGGUCUUCGUUCCUCUCUUCAUCCUCUGUAAUGUUCAGCCCAGAAGUUUCCUGCCGGUGGUGUUUUCUCAUGACGCCUGGUACAUCAUCUUCAUGAUCUUCUUCUCCUUCAGCAACGGAUACCUGGCCAGUCUCUGCAUGUGCUUUGGGCCAAAGAAAGUGUCCCAGCAUGAAGCCGAAACCGCAGGAGCCAUUAUGGCCUUUUUCCUCUCUCUGGGCUUGGCUGUGGGAGCCGCGUUAUCCUUCGGCUUCCGGAACAUGAUCUAGAACCGUGGCCUAGUUCUCAGUGUGACGAUGAAGAAGAGGAACUUUGAAUCCCAGUACACACUAAGCCAGAGAGAAAGUGUUCAUACUGCACAUUUAUACAUAGCAUCAUUCACAUGUUUGUCCCUCUGAAGAAGAGCCAGCUGGAACAGACGCAAGAGACUCCAGAAAAACAAUCAUCAUCAGCUAAAAACAAGCCAAAAUUUCUCUCCAUUUUUUUUUUAUGUCCUUUUUUUGUAUAUGGUUCCAAAUUGCCAAUUUAGUAUUUAGCAAUAAUACAUAGUUUAGGUUAACCCCUUGCAGUUUUAGUUACUUUUUUAAUGUUUUUAUAGGUAUUAACGGUUUUAUUUGUUUCGUUUUAGACAUGCAGCUAUUAGGGCAGCAGUAGGUCACUGCAAAAAUUAGUUCAUGAGUAUUUUCAGUUAUGAACAUAAAACAAUUCUUAAAUUAA